Messenger RNA from Podospora anserina S mat+, 1164 nucleotides. RefSeq lists its product as uncharacterized. The record is from RefSeq and is a predicted model, not a curated record. Gene Ontology annotation, molecular function: oxidoreductase activity, acting on NAD(P)H. The transcript has a single exon. Lineage: Eukaryota; Fungi; Ascomycota; Sordariomycetes; Sordariales; Podosporaceae. The coding region runs from base 1 to 1164 and encodes 387 amino acids.
AUGACAACGUCGAGUGCCAACCCAGCGGCGGCGGCGGCGGAUGCCAGCCAUGCCACCCAAACAGCCAUCAUCCAAAUCGAUAGCACCAAGCCGGCGGCUCUGCCCCUAACGGUAUCCAACACCGUGCCCAUGCCAACCAUACCUCCGCCGGCAGGCCACGUCCUAAUCCGCGUCCUCACAACGGCCCUGAACCCAAACGACUUCAAGAUGCCGACAUACAUGCCGGACCCCGGCGCCACAGCGGGAUGCGACUACUGCGGCAUCGUGAUCGCUACGUCACCAGCCGAUGACUCUCACAACUACCGAGAGGGUGACCGUGUGUGCGGGUCCCUCUUCGCGUACAACCCGGCACGGCCGCUCGACGGUGCCUUCGCACAGUUUGCGACCGUGGACGCGCGCCUAGCCCUGCGGGUCCCAGCAAGCUGGACCGACGCGCAAGCCGCGGUCCUAGGCGGCAUAGGUUGGACGACGGCGGCGCUCGCGCUGUGGGGCGGGGAUAUGCUAGCGUUGAAGGGUAGACCAUCACGACCUGUCACCGGGGUCGAGUCGGAGCCCGUGCUUGUGUACGGAGGGGCCACCGCGUCGGGGACGAUGGCUUCGCAGCUGCUCAAGGCGUCCGGGUACAGGCCCAUCGCCAUUACGUCGCCCGCAUCCGCAUCGCUGGCUAGACGAUACGGCGCCGCCGGCACCGCAUCGUACUUAUCUGCUUCGGUUGUCGAGGACGCGCGCCAGGCUACUGGAAACGGUAUCCAGAUACGCCACGCGCUUGAUUGUAUUACCAACGCCGAGUCCUACGCCGCGUGCAUGGGGGCUAUUGCGCGCCGAGGCGGCCGCUAUGUCUGCCUCGAGGCGCUGGACGCGUCUUGGCCGGGGGGGCGUAAGGCGGUCAAGGUGGGUGUUGUUAUGGCUUUUGAGACGACGGGGUACUCGGUUGAUUAUGGCGCUGGGUCGACGUACACGCGGCCUGCCCGCGUCGAGUCUUACAAGCUGGGGGUCGAGGCGGCGGCGGAGAUGCAGGCGCUUAUUGAUGAUGGCCGUGUCGUGCCGCAUCCGGUUAGGGAGCUCAAGGGCGGAUGGGAUGGGAUUCUCAAGGGGCUGGACAUGCUCCGUGGGGCCAAGGUUAGUGGGGAGAAGCUAGUGGUUAGGAUCCCGCAGGAUUCUUGA